Harpia harpyja (harpy eagle) is the source of this 1259-nucleotide messenger RNA. RefSeq names its product GLIPR1-like protein 2. NCBI's taxonomy places the organism in Eukaryota, Metazoa, Chordata, Aves, Accipitriformes, Accipitridae. Bases 18 to 806 code for a protein of 262 amino acids. The transcript has 6 exons. The record is from RefSeq and is a predicted model, not a curated record.
CCCCGGCACCUGGGGCCAUGAGGCCGUGGGUGGCGGUGCUGGCCUUGUGGGAGGUGCUGAGGGCUGCAGCUGGGCGGUCGCCCGCCUUACCGAGCACCGUGGAUCAGGCCUUCAUCGAGGCCUGCGUGCGCGUCCACAACGAGCUCCGCACCAAGGUCCAGCCGGCUGCCAGCAACAUGCGGUACAUGACUUGGGAUGCAGCUUUGGCAAGGACUGCAAGGGCAUGGGCAAAUAAAUGCAUUUUUGAACAUAAUGUAUACUUAAGUCAGAAACAUCAGUGCCAUCCUAAUUUCACAUCUAUUGGAGAGAAUAUUUGGGUUGGAAGUCAUCAAGCAUUCUAUGUUGCUGAUGCUGUUAAAUCGUGGUAUAAUGAAGUCAGAUUCUAUAUUUUUGCAGUGCAGAAGUGUACUAAGGUUUGCGGUCAUUACAUUCAGGUUGUUUGGGACAAUUCAUAUAAAAUAGGCUGUGCUGUUACUCUAUGUAGGAAAGUUGCAGGAAUACGAAAUGCAGUAAAUUUUGUUUGCAACUAUUCACCAGGUGGUAACGUUCUAAGAAGACCAUAUAUAGAAGGAAAAUCAUGCAGUAAUUGUGCAAAAGGGGACACCUGUGAAAAUAAACUAUGUAGAAAUCCAGAACGUGAUAAAAUUAUCUAUUAUUCAAGAUGGCACCCCCCUUGGGAGUUCAGAAUUGUAUGCAGUGAGGCUUGUAUCAGUCUUGUAGUUUUGAGAGCAUCACUGAUGUUUCUUGCUUUUGUAGCUGUUUAUUUUAUCAAAAAACACUUUACAAACAUGCAUAUGUCCACCUAACUGGAUUUGAAAUACAUAUUGUCUUCUGAAGAUACUUGCUAAUGAAUUAAGCAAAAAAGUCAUAUUUACAUAACUUUAAAGACAACUUUCUUUGACAAUAAUUUUGUUGCCAUUAUUUUAUGCUCCUUAGAGAAAGCUAACAUGCCAAAAUAAGUGAAAUUCUAGGUGGUUAAAACCCAUAUUGGGAAAAUAUUAAGCUAAAGAUGGUAUCUGGUAAGGUUUGGAGCCUUAUUUUUAAAUACCGAAUUUCCCAAAACUGUGAUGUACUCUGUUCCUGGAAUUCAAGGAGAACAGUAUGUGUCAGUUAAACAACUGUUAAAAUUCAUACUAAGCCAAUAUUUGAAAUCACAAUUGCUUAAUUUAGGUGCUGAGAGAAACCUAGCAUCAUAUCAUGUACUGAGUCCUGUUUCCUAGAGUGACAGAAUGUUCUGAAUAGAAUGUAUAAAGUCAGAA